Strongyloides ratti is the source of this 939-nucleotide messenger RNA. Its product is annotated as Collagen triple helix repeat-containing protein. Bases 1 to 939 code for a protein of 312 amino acids. The record is from RefSeq and is a predicted model, not a curated record. The transcript has 4 exons. Lineage: Eukaryota; Metazoa; Nematoda; Chromadorea; Rhabditida; Strongyloididae.
AUGAAAAAUAUUGCAUUAGUAUCUAUUGCAUUUAGUUCUAUUGUAACUUUGUCCUGUUUAAUAUCUGUAGUAUAUAUUCAUUGUGAAAUUCAAAAUGCUUCCCAAAAAAUAUUUAAUGAUAUUAAUAUUUUUAAUGAUGUAAUUAACAAAUCUUUGAUAAUAAUGAAUCAUUUUAAAAUUAAAAAAAGAGAAAUAAAUUAUGAAUCAAAAACAAAUAAUUAUAUUUUCAUUCCAAAGGAACAGACAUUAAUUAAACCAGAAGAUGAGGAGACGAAUACUAUUAAUUUUCCUCCAUCAUCAUCAAUGGGUUUACCACCAGGUGGAAAUAAACCUCAAGAUGAAUGUAACUGUAAAACUGGUAGAGAUAAUAAAUGCCCAGCUGGACCACCAGGGUCUAAAGGAGUUCCUGGACCACCUGGUCUUCCAGGAUUACCUGGAAUUGAUGGUAAAAAUGGAGUUGAUGCUGAAGAUAUUAAUAAAGAUAAUAUUGAAGUAACCUUUUGUAUUACAUGUCCAACUGGACCACAGGGACCACCAGGAUCAAUUGGAAAACCUGGUAUUAGAGGAAAAAAAGGAAGAGAUGGAAAUCCUGGUGUUCAGGGACGUGAUGGUCAUCCUGGAAGACCAGGUGAAAUUGGAUUACCAGGAAUGAUGGGAAAAGAAGGACCACCUGGUAGUCCUGGAGAAAAAGGUAAUGACAGUCGUCUACUUAUAGGUCGUCCAGGUUUACGUGGAAGAAAGGGACCUCAGGGUGCACCAGGACCACAAGGUAAACCAGGAAAAACACCACCACAAGGACCUCCUGGACCUGUUGGUAUACGAGGAAAAAAAGGUCCUACUGGUCCACCAGGACCACCUGGAAUACCUGGUUUACCGGGAAAAGUAGGAAGACCUGGCAGAGACUUGGAAUAUUGUCCAUGUCCACUAAUCAAAACAUAA